CAGUCUGAUAAUAAAAUAUUUCACAAUAGCGAUUAAAACGAUCAGAACAGUGAUCAAUUUUAGCAACAAUGUGUCAGUGAUAAAGUGUUGUAAAAAUGUCGAAAACCAGUGGUCUCGUUGUGGGGGACCACAUUUGGAUCCAACCCGUGACAAAUGGCGAGUUUGAUAUUUUAAUCGGUGGCAAAAUAACAGCAAUUGAAGAACGCCGAAUCCGAGUCAAAGAUGACGACGGAAAUGACAUCUCCAUCUCCCACCAACAAGUUGUCAAAAACAUGCACAUAUCCUCCGUAGAGGGCGUGGAGGAUAUGAUCAAUCUGGGGGAUUUACAGGACUAUGCCAUACUGAGAAACUUGCAUAAACGCUACAGGAGCAGAAACAUAUACACUUACAUCGGCUCGAUGUUGGUAGCAAUUAACCCUUACGAAGUGCUACCAAUUUACACAAACGCCCUAAUUAAGGAGUACCAAAACAAGAAAUUAAAUGAGCUACCGCCUCAUAUUUUCGCCAUUGGAGAUAACAGUUACAUUGAUAUGAAAACAAGCAGAAAAGACCAGUGUGUAGUCAUUAGUGGGGAAUCGGGGGCUGGGAAAACCGAAAGCACGAAAUUGAUUCUUCAGUAUUUGGCCUCCACCAGUGGUCAACACUCUUGGAUCGAGCAACAAAUCCUCGAAGCAAACCCAAUUAUGGAGGCUUUCGGUAACGCCAAAACGGUCCGAAAUGACAACUCCUCGCGCUUUGGCAAAUACAUCGACAUUCAUUUCAACAAAUCUGGAAACAUCGAGGGGGCCCGAAUCGAGCAAUACCUCCUCGAGAAAAGCCGAAUUGUCUCGCAAAAUGACGGCGAACGCAACUACCACAUUUUUUACAGCAUGUUGGCAGGCCUGAGCAAAGAAGAGAAGAAACGUUUUGAUUUAGGCGAACCUGACAAUUAUUUGUACCUCAAAGGGGGUCGAACUUUGACGUGUCAGGGACGGAAUGAGGCCAACGAAUUCACCGACAUUCGAGGGGCCAUGAAAGUCCUGAAUUUCACAGAUAAGGAAGCCAAUGAUAUUUUUCAGUUGUUGGCGGCGAUCCUCCAUUUGGGGAAUCUGAAAUUCAAGGCGGGGACGGCGUCGAAUACUGAAUCCUCGGAAAUUCAGGACGUUUCAGGUGCUGAUAAAAUCGCAAGACUUUUGGGGAGUAAUAAGUUUGAUUUGGGGGAAGCCCUCACCAAAAAAACCAUCUAUGCACAUGGUGAUAAGGUUAUUUCGACUCUAUCACAAGAACAAGCAUCUGAAUCGAGACAUGCCUUUGUUAAAGGCAUCUACGGGAAGCUUUUUAUCAUGAUUAUUGAGAAAAUCAACAAUGCGAUUUAUCAGCCCAAAGGGAGUUCCAAAACCUCAAUUGGAGUUUUGGACAUUUUCGGGUUCGAGAAUUUCGCUGUUAACAGUUUCGAGCAGUUGUGUAUCAACUACGCCAAUGAGAAUUUGCAACAAUUCUUCGUGCAACACAUUUUCAAACUUGAGCAAGAGUAUUACACCAAGGAGGGCAUAAAUUGGAAAAAUAUCGCAUUUAUUGACAAUCAAGACGUUCUCGAUUUAAUUGGGAUGAAACCGAUGAAUUUGAUGUCGUUGAUCGACGAAGAGUCGAAGUUCCCCAAAGGGACCGAUUUUACCAUGUUGGCAAAACUGCACAACACGCACUCGGCGAAGAGGAAUUAUUUGAAGCCCAAGUCCGAUGUUACGCCUGCUUUUGGGGUCCAGCAUUUUGCGGGGGCUGUUUAUUAUGAUGUUCCCGGGUUUUUGGAGAAGAAUCGCGACUCGUUUAGUCAAGAUUUGAAGCAGUUGAUUCAAGAGUCGAACAAUGAACUUCUGAAGCAGAUUUUUGCCGAGGAUUUUCAACAAGAAAGUCACACGAAAAGGAGUGUUACGCUGGCGUCGCAGUUUAGGAGUUCGCUUGAUGUUUUGAUGAAAACUUUGAAUUUGUGUCAUCCGUAUUUUGUGAGGUGUAUCAAGCCCAACGAAGAGAAAAAACCGCAGGUGUUUGACAGGUCGCUAUGUUGCCGCCAAUUGCGCUACUCCGGAAUGAUGGAAACGGCGAAAAUCCGCCAAGCUGGUUACCCCAUUCGCUACACCUACAAAGACUUCGUCGACCGUUUCCGCCACUUGGGCAAAGCAAUCCCUCCGAGUUCAAAAGGCGAUUGCAAACAAUCAACGAAGAAAAUCUGCGAAACGGUCUUCCAGAACAACGAAGACUACCAAAUGGGCACCACCAAACUCUUCCUCAAAGCCCACGACCACGAAUUUCUGGAACAAGAACGAAGCAGAAUCCUAUCAAAGUACAUCCUCGUGUUGCAGAAAGCCAUCCGGGGCUGGAUUUUCAAAAGACGUUUCCGGAAACUGCGAGAAGCCGCCAUCGUUUUCCAGAAAUACUGGCGAGCGAGGGGGUACCGCACCAAAUUCCUCGUUAUCAGAAACGGUUAUCAGAGACUACAAGCCUCGAUUCGCUCAAGACAACUCACACAUUCCUUCGCACAGAUUCGGAAGAAAAUCGUCAAUUUGCAAGCGGUAGCAAGGGGGUACUUCGUCAGGAAUAAAUCACAAUUUGGCAGAAUUUAUGCUAUUGUCAAACAGAGAAAAGUCGACGAGCAAAAUAUGAAAAAUGCAGGCAACAAGAAUUACAGAAUUGAGGCUGAAACAAAAAUGCAGAAAAGCUUGGCCGAACUCAAUAGAGAGUACACCUUGAAGUUGAAACAACAGGAAGAAGAAGAAAGCAAAGCGAAGAAGUUGGUCGAUGAUGUGUUUGAGUUUCUCCAAGAUCCGAAUCUUCCUGCCACACCGACGGACAUUAGGAAGGAAAAUGAAGCGUUUAUUGAGUUGCUCAAGGACGAAAAAUCGGGCAAAAACGACAAAACCUACGACGAGGAGGACGACGAUUUGUCGGCUUAUAACUUUGCAAAAUUCGCAGCGACUUAUUUCAUGAAACACACUAAUCACUACUCCAAACGCCCCCUCAAAGAAUCUUUACUUGAUUUACCAACACCGGACGAUAUAAUCGCCGCGCAAGCUCUCUGGAUCACCAUUCUGAGAUUCAUGGGGGAUUUACCCGAACCCAGAUUUGAAAAUCCAAUCAAAACUAACGAAUCAGUCAUGACUCAAGUAUCACAGACGUUGAGUCGCAGUUUCACAAACCGGAAAGAGUAUCAGGAGAUUUUGAAAGAUGAGCGAAAAAUGGCAAGUUUGACCAAAUCAGAACGGCAAAAACUCGUAAGUAUGACUUUGCGACGCAAGAACAAGUUAUUGGAGGACGUCCGUCAAGGUCUAGUUGAAGACAACUUUGCUGCAGAAAGUUACAACGACUGGUUAAACAAUCGCAGAACUACGAAUUUAGAAAAGUUGCACUUCAUAAUCGGGCAUGGGAUUUUGCGACCAGAAUUACGUGAUGAAAUCUUAUGCCAAAUUUGCAAACAACUGACCAACAACCCGUCGAAACCCUCGCAUGCCCGCGGCUGGAUCCUCCUAAGUCUCUGCAUCGGUUGUUUCCCCCCUUCCGACCGCUUCAUCAACUACCUCCGUGCCUUCAUCCGAAGCGGCCCCCCCGGCUACGCCCCUUACUGCGAGGGUCGCUUGAACCGCACCUUCAAAAACGGGCCUCGCACACAGCCCCCAAGUUGGCUCGAACUCAUGGCUACGCGAAACAAGAACCCAAUUUCGCUCAAAAUCACCUUCAUGGACAACAGCGAGCAAGAAGUUGAGGUCGAUUCAGCCACAACAUCUGAAGAAAUCUGCAAGGAAAUUUCAACGAAACGAAACUUGAAGGACGUUUUUGGUUUCUCGUUGUUUAUCACACUGUUUGAUAAAGUCAUGUCUUUGGGGAGUGAGUCUGAUCAUGUCAUGGAUGCGAUUUCACAAUGUGAACAAUACGCCAAAGAGAAAGGACAAUCGGAACGAAACGCCCCCUGGAAGCUCUUCUUCCGGAAGGAGAUUUUCACGCCUUGGCACAACGCAGGCGAGGAUUCAGUCGCGACCAAUUUAAUCUACCACCAAGUGAUUCGGGGGCUGAAAUUCGGGGAAUACCGCUGUAGUGUCGAAGGCGACGUUGCCACACUAGCAGCAACGCAAUAUUACGUCGAUAAUGGGCCCCAAAUCAACCCGGAAAUCUUACAUACGAGAAUCGGGGAAUACAUGCCGACGUAUCUGGUCAAAAAGGGGCAAAAAAACCUCGACGAGUGGGAAAAACGAAUCAAAGAAGCCUUCUCUAAACUAGUUUGUGUCAAAAACAAACUACCAGCACUUAAAGCACAAGAAUUCAUAGUCAAAUAUGCGAAAACCACAUGGCCGAUUCUCUUCUCAAAAUUCUACGAGGUGUUGCAAACUGGGGGGCCCCAACUCCCGACCAAGACCAUGAUCAUCGCUGUUAAUUGGACGGGGAUUUACAUGAUCGACGACCAAGAGCAAAUCCUCCUCGAACUCACUUUCAGCGACGUGAAUUCCGUCAGUUUUGAACAAAUUUCGCGCUCACAUUUGCAUAAAUUCGUCUUGACGACUGUGCGAAACGAAGAGUACGUUUUUGUGAGUCCUGACGCUGCAAACAUUUGUACUCUCAUUCAGUAUCUUCUCGAUGGUUUGAAGAAACGUUCGACUUAUGUUGUGGUGAUCCAGGAUUACAAACACCAGACGAAUGCACCGUCGUUUUUGGCCCUCAAAAAGGGGGAUUUAAUCGCGCUCAAAAACGGGCUCAAUGGGGAGGCGCUGAUGUCGGCGACGUGGGGCUACGGGGAGUGCAACAACUCCGUCGGGGACUUCCCCACAGAGCAUGUUUACAUCCUGCCAACCAUCACCAAGCCCCCUGAGGAUAUUUUAACCGCGUUCAAGAAAGAGGGCGUUUUUGGGGCGAGGAAACCCUCAGCGCCGGUCUUGAACACGAUGCAAAGACUGAAACUUUACACUUUGGCACAUUAUGCCAAUGAGCAUUUUCGAAGUGGGAAAAAAAUCGCAAGUGGGAAACCCUCGGUUUUGACAGCGGUUCGAAGAGCCUCCCGUGAGGAGCUCUGGAAGUACACCAAUGAACCCAUCUACCAACCCCAUCUCGCGAAAUUGCUACCCAACGAGGAGCUGAGUAAAGAAGCAUGUUCGGCGUUUACAGCAAUCUUGAAAUACAUGGGGGAUUUACCCGCCCCCAAAGCCAAAUACAGUAAUGAGUACACCGAUCAGAUUUUCUCAAGUUGUCUCAAACACGAAAUCCUCAAAGACGAGGUUUACUGCCAGAUUAUGCGCCAAUUGACUUUCAACCGACUGUCUUUGAGUGAAGAACGCGGUUGGGAGUUGAUGUAUUUAGCCACUGGACUUUUCAUCCCAAGUGCUUCACUCAUGUCAGAGUUGCAGAAGUUUUUGACUUCGAGGACUCACCCCUUCGUGGAGCCGUGCUUGAAACGGUUGCAAAGAAGCCAAAAAGUGGGGCCCCGCAAAUACCCGCCUUAUUCAGUGGAAGUUGAAGCGAUCCAACACCGAAGUAUGGAAAUCUACCACAAGAUUUACUUCCCCGAUGACACGGAUGAAGCCUUCGAGGUGGACUCGGUAACGCGGGCUUGUGACCUCUCCAAGACGAUUUCAACCCGUCUCGAGUUGGAAUACACAGAAGGUUUUAGUUUGUUUGUCAUGAUUUCGGAUAAAGUGUUUUCGAUCCCUGAAGACUACUUCUUCUACGAUUUUCUUCACGAGUUGAUCACGUGGAUGCGUCAGACGAAGCCGAGCUGGAACAGUGCAGCCCCCAUUCAAGCCCAGUAUCAGGUCUUCUUCAUGAAGAAGCUUUGGAUUCAUGCGGUGCCGGGGAAGGACCCCAAUGCCGACCAAAUCUUCCAUUUCCACCAAGAGCUCCCCAAGUUUUUGCGCGGUUUCCACAAAUGCACCAAACAGGAUGCGAUUAAACUCGCCGCUCUUGUGCUUCACACAAGAGUUGAUAACGACUACGCGCAAGCUCAAGUCGCCGUGCAACAUGUCAAGGAGCUCAUCCCCGGGGAUUUGGUCAAGGCUGCGGGCUCCUCGGAGUGGAAAAAGAGCAUUUUGAGCGAGUUCAAAAAACUCGGGGAUGUUAGUGUCGAGGAGGCGAAGCUGCGAUUCUUGAAAACCAUCUACGAAUGGCCCACUUUUGGGUCCACUUUCUUUGAAGUGAAACAAACCACCGAUCCGACGUUACCAGAUGUUAUUUUGAUUGGGAUUAACAAGCAAGGAGUGAAUAUUUUGCAUCCACAAACAAAGGAUAUUUUAGCUGUGCACGAAUUCUCAGAGUUGAGUAAUUGGUCCUCAGGGAACACUUUCUUCCAUCUUACCAUUGGGAACAUAAUGAGGAAAACGAAGCUCUUGUGCGAGACGUCGCAAGGCUACAAAAUGGAUGAUUUAAUCACUUCCUACACCGACUACAUCAAAAACACGGCCAAGAAGGAGCAGGAAAAGGAAAAAUUCUUUUUGUAGAUACAGACUAAAUAUAUUUUAGAAAAUUAAAUGAGUGAAUUGUUGGUUGCAUACCCUACAAAUUUAAUUACUUUGUUGAUUUCAUUUUAAUUGUUAAUUUGUAA
Tribolium madens (black flour beetle) is the source of this 6553-nucleotide messenger RNA. RefSeq names its product myosin-VIIa-like. Gene Ontology annotation, cellular component: myosin complex; cytoskeleton. Lineage: Eukaryota; Metazoa; Arthropoda; Insecta; Coleoptera; Tenebrionidae. The record is from RefSeq and is a predicted model, not a curated record. The coding region runs from base 96 to 6449 and encodes 2117 amino acids. Gene Ontology annotation, molecular function: cytoskeletal motor activity; protein binding; ATP binding. The transcript is spliced from 9 exons.